Zophobas morio is the source of this 1268-nucleotide messenger RNA. RefSeq lists its product as uncharacterized. Bases 83 to 802 code for a protein of 239 amino acids. The transcript has 3 exons. The record is from RefSeq and is a predicted model, not a curated record. Lineage: Eukaryota; Metazoa; Arthropoda; Insecta; Coleoptera; Tenebrionidae.
GCAAGAGACGAUUCGGACUCAGUAGUGAACACCGAAGCACUCGAGCAAUCCACAGGAGUAGAAGCAGUGCCGGGGUGUCAUCAUGAUUCCGAUAAUCAGUGUUAUUGUCGGAAUUACGACAGUGGCGGCGGCACCUGCUGACCACUAUCAGAGCAGAUACGACCAUCUCGACAUAGAGAGCAUCUUGAACAACAGGAGAAUGGUCAAUUAUUACGCCGCUUGUUUGCUGUCACAAGGGCCGUGUCCGCCGCAAGGGCUAGACCUCAAGAAGGUUCUUCCGGAGGCCCUCGCUACAAACUGCAUUAAAUGCACGGAAAAGCAGAAAGCCGCAGCCUACCGUUCAAUAAAGCGCCUGAAAAAAGAGUAUCCUAAAAUCUGGGCUCAGUUAGCCGUAGAAUGGGACCCCCACGACGUCUACGUCCGAAAAUUCGAGGCUUCGUUCGAAAGCGGAAAACACGCUCCUGCUUUUUCGCGACCUCCAGUCUUAUUUAACCGUUUUGGAGACACAGAAAACUCCGAUUCUACGACAAAUAAAGCAUCUUCUUCUACCCCUUCUUCUACUACUAGCACUACCACCACCAUUCGCACUACUAUAACUACUACUAAACCAACUAACAAACCUUUCGUGUAUGUAACACAACCGCCUUUGUUCGUAACAAAACCACCACAAGCGCCACCGUUUACGACCGUUGGGGCUAACCUCCAGGCAACGGUUACGUUCAUGGCGGCUCUUAAAAAAAUUGUUAUCCAGUUGUAUCAACAUAAACUGGACACUAUUAACAGAAUCCUAUCUGGAAGAUAAGUCUUCUGUGAUUAACACUGAGGAAUAAGGAAGAGGAGGGGCGCAGAGGUGCUAACUUUUGUUUUUAGUCAUUGCUUAAUGUUAAGAACUCAUCUUCAUUAACCGUCAUCUUUCAGAUAGACUGAGGAGUCUCAAUUGGCUGUGUGAACGUCAAAAUUGACAUCUGAAACGUCAAAUUUGGCGUAAAGAGGCCAUGCUCUGACUCCAUGGCCGCCAUUUAAAUUUUAUCUGAAAAUCGAAAGUUAAAAAUAUUUAUAUUUAUUCUAGUCUUCGAAAUUGGUAUUUUGCAAAAAAUUUCGAGGUCUCAUUAUAGUAGAUGCUAAGUUUUAGUGAAGGCUUUAUUUGAGAACGAACAAUCUCCAAAUGCCUUACACUUUUUAAAGUAAUUUAAGUGAUGUGAUAUUCUCAUAACUACAGUUAAGACUAGGUUGUAGGAGCAAUUAGGAACAAUAAAAACAACAUGUAA